Messenger RNA from Nicotiana tabacum (common tobacco), 2304 nucleotides. Its product is annotated as protein indeterminate-domain 7. Gene Ontology annotation, cellular component: nucleus. The record is from RefSeq and is a predicted model, not a curated record. Gene Ontology annotation, molecular function: DNA-binding transcription factor activity. NCBI's taxonomy places the organism in Eukaryota, Viridiplantae, Streptophyta, Magnoliopsida, Solanales, Solanaceae.
AAAUUGCACGUCAGACUUAGCAAUAGCUCGCUGGAGUGGUCUAAUUCCAUCUUGUGGAGAGAGAGAGGAUUGCUGAGUUGAUAUCCUCUUCUCAUCCACACCUCUCUCUCUCUAAUCUUUUCUCUAGUAUCCAUUUCACCAUAUCAUCUCGCUCGAUUUCCAAAAGAAAAAGAACCACUGUUUUUUAUUAUCCAGUUCUAUAUUGAAAACGAGCAGUUUAUCCCUCGAGGAGAGACUUUGUUUCACUCCCCUUAAAGAAAGCAAGUUUUCGGUUACGUAGAAAAUAGAUUGUCUUUUUAGGUUUGUUUUGGUCUUUAGAUCUAGCAUACAUAUAUCCUCUCAAACUCUACUUCUUUGUUUUAGUUUUAAGCAAAAAGUCUUAGCUAGCUGGAUGAUGAAAGGUUUGAUGAAUAAUAUUCAACAAACACAACAACAUGUUCAUAUAGUGGAGGAAAACAUGUCCAAUUUAACUUCUGCAUCUGGUGAUCAAGCAAGUAUAUCAGCUUCUUCCAACAUGAAUGAUACUACUACUGGAAGCUUUUUCAUUUCCCAGAAUCAAAAUCCACAACAACAACAAAUCAAGAAAAAGAGAAACCAAGCUGGCAAUCCAGAUCCUGAAGCAGAAGUGAUAGCUUUGUCACCAAAGACACUACUAGCAACCAAUAGAUUCUUUUGUGAAAUCUGCAACAAAGGGUUUAAAAGAGAUCAGAAUCUGCAACUCCAUAGAAGAGGGCACAAUUUGCCAUGGAAACUAAAGCAAAGAACAAAUAAAGAAGUAAUAAAAAAGAAGGUUUAUGUUUGUCCAGAGCCCAGUUGUGUACACCAUGAUUCCACCAGGGCAUUAGGUGACUUAACUGGAAUCAAGAAACACUUUAGCAGAAAGCAUGGUGAAAAAAAAUGGAAAUGUGAGAAAUGUUCAAAGCGUUAUGCUGUUCAAUCUGAUUGCAAAGCUCACUCCAAAACUUGUGGCACUAGAGAAUACAGAUGUGAAUGUGGUACUCUUUUUUCAAGACGGGAUAGUUUUAUCACACACAGAGCUUUCUGCGAUACUUUAGCUGUGGAGAGUGCAAGAUCAGCAAUAACUGGAGGAAAUCCAAUAAUUAGUUUCUCAUCCCAAGCAGCUGGUAGUACUUCAACAUCUCAUAUGAAUCAGCUCCAGUUUCAAACGCCCCAGUAUGUUAAUAACAGCCAUGAAUUCACAGCUGCUGCGGCAUUUUCUAUGAAAAAGGAGCAGCCAAAUUAUGAUUUCAAUCAUCUAAGACAUAAUACUGAAAUUCCUCAAUGGCUAAUGUCUUGCCAACCAUUUGUUGGAGCUGGUCCUGGUCCACCCUCAUCAGUGCCUGCUGACUUUAGCUCAUCAGUAUUUCAAGCCACUAGGUUAAAUCAAGAAUACACGCAGAGCCACCAAGAUUUGACGUCAACUGAUUUCCAUGAGAACCCAAACCCUAAUUUUGGAGCGGUCUCCCCACACAUUUCUGCGACUGCAUUGCUGCAGAAAGCAGCUGAGUUGAGUGCUACAAUGAGUAACAAAGCAAAUUCUGUCUCUGCAUCAUCUCCUGCACACAAUACAGACCCAGCUGCCAUUCUGCUGAGACAAUUACCCCACCAAACUCACGUGUCUGUUACUACUGAUUCUGCAGCAGCUGUAGGUAACAAACAAACUGAUCAGUUUGGACUGAAUUUGUCUUCACGUGAAUUUGAGCUGACAAAUAAUACUGGCCUAAUUAUCAAUACCUUAGGCAACUCAUAUGGGAAUAAAGCUGCUGCAGCUACAGUACCAUCUUUUUCUUUUACUAAUGCUACUGGGUUUGAAGGGUCAACGUUUGAAGAUGCAUUUGGUGGGUUUGGCAGUUUGAAUUCAAAGAAAGAUAAUGACUUCAACGGAACUACACUCUCAGAAACAACCAGUGGCAUUAAUGACGAUAUUAUGACAAAGGAUUUCUUGGGUCUAAGACCUCUUUCUCACAACGAUAUUUUCAAUAUAGCUGGUCUAGUUAAUACUACUACUUCUAGUAGUGAACAUGAUCAGUUUCAAAAUCAUAAAACAUGGCAAAGUUAGCUUAGAAUGUUAUUACUAUUUAUUUUGCAAAUGACAUUUUACCUUUCUUUUUCCGGAAGUGCUGUGUUUCUCCGUAUUUCUUGUUUCGCAAAAUAAUGGGAGAUAUAUACCUGGGUGUGGAAUGGAAACCCAGAACCCUAGCUAUUUUGUUGUUACCAGUUGGUCUGGACAGUGAUAAAUUGUACACAAAAGUGCAUGAACUUUGAAGCAACUCCGAGGAGAAAGAUUAAUUCUUGUUGGUACGA